AUGAAAGUUAAUGCCAAGUUAUGUGCGCAUGAAGGGAAGGACUUGCAAGAUGGAGCAAUGUACCGACAGAUGGUUGGUAGUCUAAUUUAUCUAACAUUGACUCGAUCAGAUAUCUCGUAUGCAAUUGGUGUAACAAGUCGGUAUAUGCAACACCCAAAGAAACCUCAUUUGGAAGCAGUGCGACGAAUGCUGGGGUAUGUCAAAGAUAGCAUUAACAAUGGUCUCCUAUAUAAGAAAGGUGACGAGGUUAAGAUAGUUGGAUACUGUGAUGUUGAUUAUGCUGGAGAUCAUGAUACCCGUCGAUCAACUACUGGGUAUGUAUUCAAGCUUGGAUCUGGAGUUGUAUCUUGGUAUAGCAAAAGGCAACCAACGGUGUCCUUGUCAACCAUUGAAGCAAAAUAUAGAGCAGCAGCAAUGGCAGCUAAGGAAAGUACGUGGUUGAUGCAACUAAUGAAGGAUCUACACCAAUCUACAGACAAUGCAAUGUCGCUUUAUUUUGAUAAUCAUUAUGUUAUUCGCUUAGCAGAAAAUCUAGUAUUUCAUGCAAGGACAAAGCACGUGGAAGUGCAUUAUCAUUUUCUGAGAGAAAAAGUGCUUCAAGAAGAAAUAGAGAUGCGACAAAUCAACACAGAUGAUCAAGUUGCUGACAUAUUCACCAAAGGACUAAGCACAAUCAAGUUUGCGAAAUUCAGAACUCAACUAAACCUCGUCAAACGAGAAGAAGCUUAG
Messenger RNA from Humulus lupulus (European hop), 729 nucleotides. Its product is annotated as secreted RxLR effector protein 161-like. The transcript has a single exon. Bases 1 to 729 code for a protein of 242 amino acids. NCBI's taxonomy places the organism in Eukaryota, Viridiplantae, Streptophyta, Magnoliopsida, Rosales, Cannabaceae. The record is from RefSeq and is a predicted model, not a curated record.